Messenger RNA from Ornithodoros turicata, 1955 nucleotides. RefSeq names its product protein C-ets-1-like (gene edl). The transcript is spliced from 3 exons. The record is from RefSeq and is a predicted model, not a curated record. Gene Ontology annotation, molecular function: sequence-specific DNA binding. Lineage: Eukaryota; Metazoa; Arthropoda; Arachnida; Ixodida; Argasidae. Bases 202 to 663 code for a protein of 153 amino acids.
CAGGUGGCGCACCUCGAGCAGCUGCCGCGGGGCGGAAGUGGCCUUUUUUGUCGGCGACCCAUCUCACCGGAGGAAAGCCGCAAACGUCAAAUUGCGUCACGUGCGCCGAACGAACCGGCCUCGACGUCAGAACAGGAAGCCCAACAUGUUGUGGGACUCCUUCUGGUAGGCGUGUAUCAGUCUGUUCCUCGUGAGUGUGCGAUGAGGAUUCAUCAGAGAAGGGAGUACGUCAUGCCUGUGCGAGAUCAGUGGGAAAUUAUGGAGACAUAUCAGGACCUCCGUCCAGAUUCCUGGUUCCAGACCCAGGGACCAGGCGAGUUUCAACAUCGAGGGCUUUGCAAGACCCUGCCCGAUCAGUGGACUCCUUCGGGUCACUGGACGGAGCUGGGAAAGAAGACGACGUCUUUCGGGACGUCCGCACUUCAAGAGCCACAGCUCUUGCCCCGUGACCCACGGCAAUGGACUCGAGAUGAUGUAGCCUUGUGGCUGUUGCACGUUACAUCACAGCACAAACUUCCAGCUGUGUCCUCCGACCGCUUUCUCAUGAACGGCAAAGCCCUUUGCCUUAUGUCCAUGGACAUGUUCGUCCAGAGAGUACCGCUGGGAGGAAAGCUCCUCUACAAGGACUUCCAACUAAGGCUUAGUAGUGCACUCUACAGCUGAACGAACUUUUCCAACAUGUACAGAGUUGCCUUCUACCGAUACUCGAACAACAUACCGUCCUUGUGUUCAUGUUUGGGACGUUGCGUGUAUGGCAUCAAUAGCGAUGACCCAUAGAAGGUCUUCAAGAGUUCCAUAGCCUGCUAGUCGACAGUGAUAUGUGUCCCACGUGAACUCGUGCCGCGGAAUCCAACCGCCACAUCCAAGAAGUCUUCGCCUUUCGUGGACAAGAAGUUCAUGAUUAUUUAUUGUUUUGUGCACCAUGAGAUGGAUAGUGGGACUACGGAUUCAGUGAUAUAUACUCUGCAAGUUCGUUUGGAUUAGCAUUCGAAAUUACUUGUCAUGUACCAGCGGGAAGUACCCAAGGUGUGACAUUGAGUGCGAGAUUAUCUAGUUCAUAUAUAAUAUGGUAGUAUGUGUUCACAUUUUAUUUAUUUGUAAACAAUUUUCUAUGCCGGAGUUCUCAAACUUUAUGGGUUCAAGGGACCUGUAUACAUUGUUGGUAUGGCGAGGAACCCCCCGCCCCUUUGCACACCUGCGACAUGCCCAUAAACGACAACAUGAUAAAAAUUGCUUCAUGAAACAGUAGACAAAAUGGACGCUUUCUGCAUACAUUGAUAAAACUAUUUGCUAAAGCCUCACUGCGUACCAGAACAUUGUGGGUCCUUUUGAUGAAGCACGAGUCCAUAAUGUACUAUUCGCACUAUAAACGGUAAAACCCGCGUAUAACGACACAUCAUGUGAUGGUGAUGAGGUAAAGAAAAAAAAAUCAUGCGAUACACGCACACAUAUCUGACACAUCAUGUUCCGAUUUGCCUCGUACAAAGAGUGUUUUUACUUUUUGAACGAUGUGUUCGAUACCGAAGAGAUUACUGAUAACGUACUUGCACGGGGGGAGGGGGGGGGGUCACCGUGAAUGCUACGGAACCCAUCUGGAGACAUCGCGGAACCGAGUACGGGAACCUUUGUUCUACGCCCCGACCGUAUGUGCCACCUCAGAGUCACUGUAAAGUGCAUACAGCAGAAUUGCAUUGCACCCUUGACGCGUCCCCACAACCAAAUAAGUCAAAUUAAAAACUGUCACACGCCCGCGGACGUGCAUUGGACUACACUUCGCGAAACGUGAUAUGUAGCUAAUCAGUAGUAACAUUUUGACUGGUGUUUGCUGUUGCGCAAAAGAAAAUGAUGUUGUAUGAUUAUGUCCGUGCUGCAGACUUCGAGACAAUAGCGACGUCUGCUUUAAAUGCCAUGUUAUUAUUUUCGAAACACUGUACAUCAAUAAAUUAUUAUUGAAA